AUGAGAAACACUAGGUUGAACAUCAUCUCUCAGCCCAACCAGGAAGCUGAUGCUGAUGCUAUUUCUAACACAAAACCUUUGGAGUUGCAGUUUCUUACGUCUUCCAUACAGAACAUCAAAGCUUUGAUAAACAAUCCUGGGAACGUUUCAGGAAAUGGGAAUGGAUCAUUUUAUCUUCAUAUCCAAAACGUCAACGUGCAUCACCCUGGGCAUACGGCACCAUCACGUCCACUGAGGCCUCCUUCUGCAUAUGGUCACAAAAGAGCUGUGUUAUUCGGAAUCAAUUACGGUAACACGGCGGCACCGAGGCUUAAAGGUUCUGUGAAUAAUGCUCAGUGCAUGAAAGACUUUUUGAUUAACAAGUUGGGUUUCCCUGGUGAUUCCAUUUGGAUGUUCACAGAUGAUUCAGAGGAGAAAACUGCAAUCCCAACAAAACACAACAUGCGAGUUGCCAUGAAGUGGUUGGUUGAGGAUUGCCAAGCAGGGGACUCCUUGGUGUUUUACUUCUCUGGGCAAGUAGCAAGGGUAAAAGAUCAUAACGGGGAUGAACUUGAUGGGUGUGAUGAAGCAAUCUGCCCUGUAGAUUAUGAAGACGAGGGGAAGAUUCGCGAUGAUGAAAUCAAUACCGCAAUUGUUAGGCCUCUACCUCAUGGUGCCAAACUUCAUGCCCUUGUUGAUGCAUCCUUUAGUGGGACAAUUCUUGACUUGCAAUUUGUGUACACAAAGAUGAACUGCAGGAUUGGUUAUUGGGGAUGGAAAGAUCAUAGACCACGUCGAGGUGAUUUCAAAGGCUCAAAAGGAGGUCUAGCAGUUUGCAUUUCAGCCUGUGGUGACAAUGCAAUUUCAGCAGACAAGUCGGCAUUGACUCAGACUUUCAUCCAAGCAAUGCAAGAUGCACCUAAAUUGACUUAUGGGAGCUUGUUGGAUGCCAUGCGUUCUACAAUCUAUUCGGCUAAAGCAGGAAAAUUUGUCAGGGACAUUUUGCAGCAGUAUGCUCAUGAGCCACAACUGUCUUCUUCUGAAAAGUUCAAUAUUCAUUCAAAGUUGAUUCUAAUGUGACAUAACUGCUAGUAGCACUGGUAAAAGGAAAUGGAUGCGAGUAGGUGAUGUUAAUCCUGUUGGCAGAAAAAACAAGUUGGGAGGGCUUAAUUCUACGUAUAUAUACAAGCUCAGGAUGUGGAGUAGCCAUAUCAAUUUUUCCCUAUCUAUCGAUUUAGACAUGAGUAAAAAUUGAAACAUUACUUUUGACAGGAAAUUGAAGAAUUUCUAUUUCUCAUUCA
This is a messenger RNA of Lotus japonicus, 1280 nucleotides long. Its product is annotated as metacaspase-1-like. Bases 1 to 1059 code for a protein of 352 amino acids. Lineage: Eukaryota; Viridiplantae; Streptophyta; Magnoliopsida; Fabales; Fabaceae. The transcript has 5 exons. The record is from RefSeq and is a predicted model, not a curated record. Gene Ontology annotation, molecular function: cysteine-type endopeptidase activity. Gene Ontology annotation, biological process: proteolysis.